AUCUUUUCUUCUUCGUUCCUUUUUUUUUUUUCUCUCUCCUAUAUUUUUAUUUUCUCCUUCAAGAAACCACUUCUUCGUCUUCUCUCUCUUUGCACUGGGUUUUAGGUCUUCCAUAGUAGCUCAACGCAAAAACAGCUAAAAAAUCUCCCUUGUUUAAGAUUUCUUCUUCAGGUUAUCAUCUUUGAUUAUGUCGUGGUGCACGAUCGAGUCUGAUCCAGGUGUUUUUACAGAACUUAUACAGCAAAUGCAAGUAAAGGGUGUUCAGGUUGAAGAACUAUAUUCCCUGGAUCUGGAGACUCUGGACUGUCUGCGGCCUGUAUAUGGGUUGAUCUUCCUGUUUAAAUGGCGUCCUGGGGAGAAAGAUGACCGUCUUGUCAUCAAGGAGCCAAAUCCCAACUUGUUCUUUGCAAGCCAGGUUAUUAAUAAUGCUUGUGCAACCCAAGCAAUAUUAUCAAUUCUUCUAAAUUCCCCGGAUGUUGAUGUUGGCCCAGAGCUUUCAAAUCUGAAGGAAUUCACCAAGAACUUCCCACCUGAACUGAAAGGUCUGGCUAUCAACAACAGUGAAGCCAUUCGUACAGCACAUAAUAGUUUUGCUAGACCAGAGCCCUUUGUUCCCGAAGAGCAGAAAGCUGCAACCAAGGACGAUGAUGUGUACCAUUUCAUUAGUUAUUUACCCUUUGAAGGAGUACUGUACGAGCUAGAUGGGCUGAAGGAAGGGCCCAUCAGCCUUGGCCCUUGCUCAGGUGGACAAGGUGACUCGGACUGGCUACGACUGGUCCAGCCCUUAAUCCAAGAACGCAUUGAGAAGUACUCGAAGAAUGAGAUAAGGUUUAAUCUUUUGGCUGUUAUAAAGAACAGGAAAGAUAUGUAUACUGUGGAGCUGAAGGAGUGCCAGAGAAGAAGGGAGCGAAUUUUACAGCAACUCUCUUCUGCUCAGUCAGGGGGACCUGAGCAAAACAAACUCGAAGAACUUAACAGGUCACUCGCUGAAGUAAAUGCUGGUAUUGAAGCUGCUACAGAGAAGAUUGUAAUGGAGGAGGAAAAGUUCAAGAAGUGGAGAACAGAAAACGUCCGAAGGAAGCAUAAUUAUAUUCCGUUUUUGUUCAAUUUCCUCAAGAUUCUUGCUGAGAAGAAACAGUUGAAGCCUCUCAUAGAAAAGGCGCAGCAGAAGAAAGUAACCAACCCUAGUAGUUGAUAUGCUCUACCUGAUUCUGUGAGGGAAAAAGUCUGAAUUAUUGUCUUAAAAACUAAUCCUCAGUCGGAGAAUACCGUUUACAGUUUCUAUAUUCCCAACUAUAGAUGUUCCAUCUUUCUGCUAAAUUAGUAAAUUUUAGUUUUAUGUGCUUGAGUAGGGCAUGUCCUAAAGAUUCUAAGCUUGUUAUUUGAUAAUUGUUUUGUGUUGCUCAUA
This is a messenger RNA of Beta vulgaris subsp. vulgaris (sugar beet), 1408 nucleotides long. Its product is annotated as ubiquitin carboxyl-terminal hydrolase 2. The record is from RefSeq and is a predicted model, not a curated record. Gene Ontology annotation, cellular component: cytoplasm. Lineage: Eukaryota; Viridiplantae; Streptophyta; Magnoliopsida; Caryophyllales; Amaranthaceae. Bases 188 to 1195 code for a protein of 335 amino acids. The transcript is spliced from 6 exons. Gene Ontology annotation, biological process: ubiquitin-dependent protein catabolic process; protein deubiquitination. Gene Ontology annotation, molecular function: cysteine-type deubiquitinase activity.